Chelonoidis abingdonii (Abingdon island giant tortoise) is the source of this 578-nucleotide messenger RNA. RefSeq names its product ribosomal protein L32 (gene RPL32). Gene Ontology annotation, biological process: translation. Lineage: Eukaryota; Metazoa; Chordata; Testudines; Testudinidae. Gene Ontology annotation, molecular function: structural constituent of ribosome. Gene Ontology annotation, cellular component: cytosolic large ribosomal subunit; ribosome. The record is from RefSeq and is a predicted model, not a curated record.
GAUGUGGCCUGCCAGGACCUUCAGGAGUUACCUCAUCAGCCCGCGCGCUCGUCCGCUCUCUCUCUCUCAGCGGCGCUGCCUCUCCUGGGUGGCCGCCAUUAGGACCUGACACCAUGCCUGCCCUCAGACCCCUGGUGAAACCUAAGAUCGUCAAGAAGAGAACCAAGAAGUUCAUCCGCCAUCAGUCAGAUCGUUAUGUUAAGAUCAAGCGCAACUGGCGUAAACCAAGAGGUAUUGAUAACAGAGCUCGCAGGAGGUUCAAGGGCCAAAUCUUGAUGCCCAACAUUGGUUAUGGUAGCAAUAGAAAGACGAAACACAUGCUGCCCACAGGAUUCAAAAAGUUUCUGGUCCACAAUGUCAAAGAACUUGAGGUGCUGAUGAUGAGUAACAAGUCUUAUUGUGCUGAGAUUGCUCACAAUGUUUCCUCCAAGAACCGCAAGGUAAUUGUGGAACGAGCAGCUCAGCUUGCUAUCAAGAUCACCAAUCCAAAUGCCAGACUGCGCAGUGAGGAAAAUGAAUAAAUGGGCUCCUCCUUUGUGUAACGGUAUUUUAUUAAAUACAAAAAAGCCACAAUGUGA